GUUUUUUAAUACAAGGGAGAAAAAUAGAGAGAAUAGAGAAAAGAGGGGAACUUUGGCAGAGGAAACCCUUGCGGAAGACUGAACUUUGUUCCUCUCUUUCUCUAUUGCUCUUGCUCAUUCCGCCCAGGGUUCGAUCAUCGUUUAUCUAUCACUGUGAGUAGAAAGCCAUGGCCAGUUUUGGAGGAUCCAUACAGAAGUGCAGAGCAUGUGAAAAAACGGUUUAUCUUGUUGAGAAACUAGCCGCAGAUGGUCGUAUAUAUCACAAGGCCUGCUUUCGAUGCCACCAUUGCCAGAAUACCCUUAAGCUAAGCAACUACUGUUCUAUCGAUGGGGUGCUCUAUUGCAGACCGCACUAUGAUCAACUCUUCAAGAGAACCGGAAGCCUGGACAAAAGUUUUGAAGGAACGCCCAAAAUUCAGAAACCAGAAAGAUUCGAGAGUGAGAACGCCAAAACACUGGCAAAGGCUUUUGGGGGGACAAAAGACAUAUGCUUGUGUUGCAAAAAGACAGUGUAUGCCACUGAGAAGGUUACGGUUAACGGGACUCCUUAUCACAAGGGCUGCUUCAAAUGUACCUAUGGAGGUUGUACUAUAAGCUCAUCAAAUUUUGUUACACAUGACACAAGGCUCUACUGCAAACAUCAUCACAUUCAACUUUUCAAGGAGAAAGGGAAUUACAGUCAGCUUGAGACUACUGAAGUUUCUGCUUAAUGUCAAUAAAAAGAUUGUUGGUAGUUUUGGAAAAUGGGUGCUACAAGUUCACUUAAAUGUUACUCUGGUCUUGUACAAGUACUAUAAGGUGAAAUUUGCUAUGUAUUCAUCAUAAGAAUGCUUUUCGGCAUUUUAAUUAAAAUUAGAAGAGCUCUUCUCUUGUA
Molecule: messenger RNA, 874 nt
Organism: Vicia villosa (hairy vetch)
Lineage: Eukaryota; Viridiplantae; Streptophyta; Magnoliopsida; Fabales; Fabaceae
Product: LIM domain-containing protein WLIM1-like
Exons: 5
Coding region: 168-710 (180 amino acids)
Biological process (GO): actin filament bundle assembly
Cellular component (GO): plasma membrane; actin cytoskeleton
Molecular function (GO): actin filament binding
Source: RefSeq, a predicted model, not a curated record